This is a messenger RNA of Nicotiana attenuata, 2285 nucleotides long. Its product is annotated as ethylene-responsive transcription factor ABR1-like. NCBI's taxonomy places the organism in Eukaryota, Viridiplantae, Streptophyta, Magnoliopsida, Solanales, Solanaceae. Bases 629 to 1975 code for a protein of 448 amino acids. Gene Ontology annotation, molecular function: DNA-binding transcription factor activity; DNA binding. The transcript is spliced from 2 exons. The record is from RefSeq and is a predicted model, not a curated record. Gene Ontology annotation, biological process: regulation of DNA-templated transcription; ethylene-activated signaling pathway.
UCUCUCUCCUUGUAUAAACCGACAUUCUUUAAGGAGUUCGAAAGGUCGAAAGCAGAUGCAUGUAACUUCAUCAUUUUCAGUCAAAGUACAAUUAACGGUGGGAACAUAUCUCUCUGAGUCGGCCGCUGUAUUGUUGUUUUUUUGGCAGGCAUCAAAUCUUUCUUUUUGAUUUACUAUUUAAAGAAAUUUAAUAAAAAUACAAAGCUGAGUAUAUUUAACUAUUCUUUGUACAAUAUAGAGAUUGACACCAAACUUUCUGCACGAUCUAUUAGCAGAAAGUAGCACGAAGAUUCAACUAUUCUCUUCACGGCUGUUCAAGUUUGAAUUUUCCUCCUUAUAUUAUAUAGCCGUUUGUAAGGGAAUUUUUAUCAGUUAUCUGUAAAAAAAGUCAGUUUUCUACUUUGUGCAUGUGCUCCAAAUCAAGUAAAAUACCAUAAGGGAGCCCAUCAAUUCAGAAAGAUACGAUUUGGGUUGGUCUUAUUUUUGAGAUACGGAAAGUGUUCGACGAAAUUGAUUUUGUCAGAGAUCAAAGUCGGUGGCUUCAGAUUCUGCAGAAACGGUGUUGUGUGUUGAAGAAAAGCAAACAUCUGGGUUUGUGUUAUUUUGUCUAGUUUGAAGUGGGUCGUACAUGUGCUUAUUAAAGGUGGCGAACCCAAGAAAAUCCAGUGAGUAUGUCAGAUUUACAGAUACAAGCGAUUCAGAAAUCACUACAACCACCGCCGCAGAAGGCGGUGCUCAGCCUUAUGGACAAAGCGACCAAUUUUUCGAACAAAUGAUUCAACAACAAAUACAACAGGAAGCUGACUAUUUGCUGCCAACUUCUUCGGCGAUGCCGAUGUUUACAGGGUAUGGUCAGACAAGAGAUAUGUCGGCAAUGGUGACGGCGCUGACCCAUGUGGUAUCGGGUCAGAAUUACCGACCCGAUAUCAGUGGUUCCGUUACGCCGUCGUUUGGUGGUGGUGGUUCUAGGAUUUAUUCAGCAAAUUCGCCAUCUUCAGCUUAUUCAUCUUCUAGCUCAGGGUCUAGAGCUGGACAAAAGAGAAGCCGUGAUCAAGAAGAAAGUGUUACUCAAAUAUUGGAACAAAGUCAUCAUGGGGUUUAUGGAGGGUUUGGAGAAUUUAGAGGUCGUUUACCAUCUUCCUCUGUUAAAGCUGAAGAAGCUACAAGUAUGGUGGCACCAACCAUUUCCACCAUUACAACAGUUCCAGCGUUCACAACAACUACCACAACCACAACAGCAGAAGUAGCAACUGCAGCAGCUAGUGGUACAAGUGAAGAAACAGGAGGAGAGAGGAGAAGGAGAUACAGAGGAGUAAGACAAAGGCCAUGGGGAAAAUGGGCAGCAGAAAUAAGAGAUCCACAUAAAGCAGCUAGAGUUUGGUUAGGCACAUUUGAUACAGCAGAAGCAGCAGCUAGAGCAUAUGAUGAAGCUGCUUUAAGAUUCAGAGGCAAUAGAGCCAAACUAAACUUCCCAGAAAAUGUUACUAGAUUAUUACCACAACUUCAAGCUUCUCAACCUACUACAAGAUUAGCCAUUUCUAGUUCCUCAACCUCAGCUUCUCAAUUUCCUAUGGCUUCAAUAUCUCAACCAACAGCAUUUUUCCAACCUCCUCAUCAUCAGCAGCAGCCAAUCCAAAGUUCAGAUAUGACAAGAGAUUAUUGGGAAUAUUCACAGUUACUACAAAAUCCUGCUGAUUUUUUUGAUCAACAGCAACCUUCAAGUUUGUUGGAGCAAAUGUUUUUUGCUUCUUCUAGGGCUGUACUGCAUUCAAACACUUCUUCUUCCUUGGGUAACUCUGCAGCUUCUUCUACUUCUUCCCCUUCAUAUCCCCUGCUCUUUUCAGGUCAGCAAUCUAGUUAUUACAGGCCACAAACUAAUCAACUUCAAGGCACCAGCAGUAGUAGCAGCAGUAGCUCCAAUUUUUCUGCACCAUUUUGGAGUAGUUCCAGCCAUUAUCCACCCUCUUCUAGUUAAUUCUUUCUUUUUUUAAAAAAAAUUAAAAAAAAAAUAUUUUCACAUAUUUUUUAUCUUUAUUUUUUUGAAGAUGGUCAACAUUUUUUGCUUUUCUUUUUUAGAUAUUGGUUUAUAAUUUUAUUGUACUUUGUACGUCACAUACAGGAAGAUUAGAGGUAGGCAGGGAUCAAUUAUUGACAUUGAUAUUGUCAUUAUUUUGGAAGAGUGAAAGGUCUCAUACAGAGUUUUCAACUUGUGCGUCCGAUCCUGUAUAUUGUUAACUACCAUUAAACAUGUAAAUAUUAUUUUGAAUCUGCUGUAAGUUCUAACU